Messenger RNA from Ananas comosus (pineapple), 948 nucleotides. RefSeq names its product 50S ribosomal protein L4, chloroplastic-like. The record is from RefSeq and is a predicted model, not a curated record. Gene Ontology annotation, biological process: translation. Gene Ontology annotation, cellular component: ribosome. NCBI's taxonomy places the organism in Eukaryota, Viridiplantae, Streptophyta, Magnoliopsida, Poales, Bromeliaceae. Gene Ontology annotation, molecular function: structural constituent of ribosome.
AUUAAAGGAGCUUCAGAUUCAGCAUGAGAUGUGAAAAUUACAUCAGUAGUAUCAAAAUCAAGAGUAACAAAGGGAACAGAGCAGAUAGCCUGGCGGUUUGCUCGGCGCUCUGAAGCUCUCCCUUCUCCUUCCCAGUUCCUGUUUCCAAAACCCUAUCCGAUGACGAUCUCGGCGGCAUCUCCUUCCCUCUCCUUGUCGCCGUCGUCGGUGGCGCCUCCGCCUCCCUCUUCCUCUUCGUCUCUCCGCUCCGCACCCAACGCAAAUCCCCUCUGCCCCCCCUUCAAGGGAGCCGCGCUCCGCGUUGUCCGCUCGGAGCUCGCGACCCUCCCGGUGCUCUCCUUCUCGGGAGAGAAGGUGGGGGAGGCAGCGCUCGAGCUGCGGUCGACGCCUCCCGACACCGCCCGUGACGUCAUCCACCGGGCCCUCGUCACUAACCGCCAGAACAGGCGGCGCGGCACGGCCUCCACCCUGACCCGAGCCGAGGUGCGCGGCAGCGGCAGGAAGCCCUACCCCCAGAUGAAGACGGGGCGCGCCCCCCUCGGCUCCCAGCGCACCCCGCUCCGGCCACGCGGCGGCGUCGUCUUCGGCCCCAAGCCCCGCGGCUGGUCUGUCAAGAUCAACCGUAAGGAGAAGCGCCUCGCCAUCUCCACCGUCCUCGCCAGCGCCGCCGCCGACGCCCUCGUCGUGGAGGACUUCGAGGACCAGUUCGCCGGCGGCCCCAAGACCAAGGACUUCGUUGCGGCCAUGCGCCGAUGGGGGCUCGACCCCAAGCAGAAGGCUGCGUUCCUCGUGGCCGACGUGUCCGCCUGAGCACAUCAACGUGAGGAAGGGCCCUCGAGGGCAUCGAAGGUGAGUGGGAAGGGGCGGAGGACCGAAGGGGAUGGUAGUGAAGGGAAGUGAGGAGGCGCACAUGGUCAGGGAGGGAGGAGAGGUGUUUGGGGAGGGAAG